Topomyia yanbarensis is the source of this 648-nucleotide messenger RNA. RefSeq names its product sentrin-specific protease 8 (gene Den1). Bases 1 to 648 code for a protein of 215 amino acids. The record is from RefSeq and is a predicted model, not a curated record. Gene Ontology annotation, molecular function: cysteine-type peptidase activity; deNEDDylase activity. The transcript has a single exon. NCBI's taxonomy places the organism in Eukaryota, Metazoa, Arthropoda, Insecta, Diptera, Culicidae. Gene Ontology annotation, biological process: proteolysis.
AUGACCGCUAAAGGAGACCAGGUAGCCCUGAGCUUCCACGAGUCCUGCCUACGAUUGUCCGACGUGGAAUUGCUGCAAGGUCCGUUCUGGCUGAACGACCAAAUCAUUUCGUUCUACUUCGAGUACCUGGAGAAGCUGAUCUACAAGGAUGAAGAGGACGUGCUGUUUGUCAGUCCGGAAGUUACGCAGUGCAUCCGAAUGGUGUCCGAGGAGGAAAUCGGAAUAUUUCUGGAGCCGCUGAAUGCGAGACAGCGGUCGUUCAUUUUCUUCGCUUUGAAUGAUAACGAAAUUGCGGAUAGAGCCGGCGGUUCGCACUGGAGUUUGCUGGUUUUCUCGCGUCCGGAAAAAUGCUUCUACCAUUUUGAUUCCUCGCACAACAGCAACUCGGAUAUUUGCCGGCAGUUUGUGGCCGUGCUGAAGCGUGCGUUAAACUGUUCGGAAGCUCAGCUGCGUACGGGAGACUGCCUACAGCAGAGCAACGGAUACGAUUGCGGUGUGCAUGUGCUUUGUACUGUGGACAAGGUUACCCAGCAGAUCCGGAAGACUGGAAAGAUUGAAGGAGUUAAGAGUGCCCGGUAUGAUGUGAUUUGUGGCAAACGGGAGGAAAUAUUGCACAUCAUUCUCGAUCUCGGAGGAAGGAUCAACUAG